AUGCAAGAAAAUGGUACUCCACUUCCACCGGAUACACGAUUAAGUUUUGUGAGUUCGUUUGUGCUAAAAACAUUACGGCUAAAACCAGAAAAAUGGAAUCGUGUUAUGGCAACAGAGGAAUACAAAUCCACAGUGAUGGAAUUUUUAACGGGAGAUCAAUUAAAUUUGUUGAUUUUUAUACUAACUCAAGCAGCACAUAUAAUUCCAACAACAUCAUUUCCAUUAGCCCAGUUAAAAACAAAAGGAGUAUAUUUUAUAAAAAAACAACCAGGUCCAGUGCCAAGAACCGAUGCAAAUGGUUAUUUGAUAGUGGGUGAUAUGGCCACCAAACCAAUAGAUCAAUUGGCAGCGAUUGUUGAUGAGAUAUUUGUGCCACUAUUAACAAAUCCUUUAAAUUAUGAACAAUGGCCAGCAAUUAUUUCACAUGAUGUUCAAGCUCAUGUGCAUAGUUUAAAAAGCACGGUGUAUCAAGUUAAAGGGCAAGUUAGUGGGCAAACUGUUUUACCAAUGCCUGUUGGAAUUGAAAAAGUGGAAAGUGUUGCACAAGAAUUGGAAAAGGGCAAUGAAAUUAAUGACUUAUUUUUAAAAAGUUCCAUUGAAGGUGUGAUUAUAAAAUGGGCCCAACAAAUUAAUGAUGUUUUAGUCGAGGAUUCAUCAGAAGCUUGUUUUCCUGAUGGUAAUAAUUUACCAUCUGUUGAAAUUCAAUUUUGGAACAAUAGAUACGCCAAUUUGUACUAUAUAUAUGAGCAGUUUUGUGAAGAGAGAGUUAAAUGUAUGGCAAUUAUACUACAAAGAACGCAUAGCGCAUAUUUUCCUUGCUUUCGUGAAAUGUUUAAAAAUAUUGUUGCUGCCUUGGCCGAAGCAAAAGAUAUAAAAAUAUAUUUACAACCAUUAGUUAAAAUAUUUAAUCAAUUUCAAGAAACAGAUUUUGCUGACAGUGGGCCUGUAUUAAAACCAUUGUUACAUUUAGUUUGUUUAGUAUGGAGUAAUUCAAAAUACUAUUGCCAAUCAACGAAAAUUAUUAUUUUACUAAAACAAAUUUGUAAUUUAGUCAUAUAUCAGGCCACAAGAUAUUUAGAUCCAGCUUCUUUAUUUCAAAGUGAUAUCGAUGAAGCCUUAUUACGAUUGAAAAUCAGUUUGGAUAUGAUUAAUCAGUUUAAAACAAUUUACGCCGGAUGUAAUAAAAAAAUGCCUAGGUUAUUUAAAGAUCGCGAACCAGAGCUAUGGACUUUUGAACCCAUCGCAGUGUUUGUACGUCUUGAUAAAUUUAUAGCACGGUUGAAAACAAUACAAGAAUUUUUUAACACUGUAUUAGAGUUUGCCAAAUUAGAGAAAGUUGAAAUUGGUGGAAUUAAAGGGAGGAUAUUAAGUUGUCGUGUUACAGGCAUUUCAGCAGAUUUUCAAAAUGAAUUUACUGAAUUUAUAAAUAAAUGUACUGGUGUAUUGGAUCCCGAUGAUGAAAAUUUUACUGAUAAUUAUAAUUACUUUUGCGAUCGUGUUAAUGAAGCUGAUUUAAAAUUAGCUGCAAUUUUGUGCGAAGCUUUUGAUGAUUGCAGUAAUUUAGAAAGUUUAUUUAAGUUAAUAGAUAUUGUUAGCUGUGUGCUGGAUCGACCGUUAAUUCGCACAGAAUUCACAGCGAAGUACUCCAAUAUUUUAGUAAAACUGGAAAAUGAAUUAAAAAUCACAGAGAUUUUAUUUAGAGAAGAAAUGGAACGUUUAGAAAAAUUUGGUUACAUUCAAGUUAGUGAUUAUAUGCCCCCAGUUGCUGGUGCCUUACGUUGGGCUUAUCAAAUAUCUCAAAGAAUUACUUUGCCAAUUAACAGCUUUAAAUCAUUACAGCACCCAAUCAACACAACUCCAAAAGCCGGUGAAUUAUUUAAAAGAUAUUUCAGUGAUUGGUGUAAUUCAUUAUCCGAUAAAAUUGAAUGCAAUUUAAAACAACCGAUAUUAGUACGAAAAGGCUCUAAGCAGCAGUUGGCUUUAAAUUUAAAUCCACAAAUUACAGAAAUUUUACGUGAAGUGCGUUACAUAAACUUAGAAAAUCACGGUGAAGUACCUGAAGAAGCUCUAAAAUUAGCUGAAAAAGGUGACACGUUUCGUCGUUAUACAAACAGUCUACAUACAACAAUUGAAUGGUAUAAUCGUAUUCGAAAUACAAGUCGUGAUGUUGAAUUUAACUUAAUCAGCGCUGAAAUUGAAGUAAUUGAUCAAUUAAUAGCAAAAGGUUCGGAGGAAUAUGAUUGGAAUUCCGAUGGUUUAUGGGAAUACAUGACUAAAUUACAUGAUUUAGUUAAAAAUUUACAAGCAUGCAUUAAAGCCACCCAAACUAAUAUAACAGAAAUCAAAAAUAGCAUGUCAGUAUGGCGUAAUAUUCCAUUAUUUGAACGUCAUCAUGGUUCAAAAAAAGAUUCAACAUUAAAUUUAGAUGAUCGAAUUCAACGAGUGAAUAAACGCUACGAUGAAAUAAAACAAGCGGCCACGAUUGUUGAAGAAUUAUUAGAAAAAAAUCGAGUUUUAUUUAAUAUUACUGACAUCGAUAACAAUCAAAAUUGGAAUGAAUAUGUUAAUUUUAUUGAUAAAAUCAUACGUGAUUCUUUGUUUUAUACUAUUGGUUGUAGUCUUGGAUAUUUAUCAGAACAUAUGGAUUGUGAAAAUGAUUUGCCACCUUUAUUUGUCAUACAAAUGGAAUUAAAGGGUACAAAAAUUGCAUUUACACCAUCAUUGACAAGUGAUGAGCCGAAUAAUUUUACGGAGAUUAUUCAAAGUUUGAUUGAGGAUAUUGUUAAUAUGGCAGUGCUAGUUCCUCGUUUAUCAAAAACAAUGGACAUGUCAUAUUUAAAAGAUAUAUCAGAAGCAUUUGAGAUACAUGAAAUGUGGUUAGAUAUUGAACAAAAUGUCCAAGAUGUUAUCAGACAAAUCAAUGAAUAUUGUAAACGUUUUGAAAGUUAUGCAUAUUUAUGGUGUGAAAAUAGGAAAUUGUAUAUGAAAACAUUUUUAACUUAUUCACGUCAAUUAACACAACUGGAACGCGAAUUGGUGCAAGUUGAUGAUUCAAGUGCACCCAAACCUUGUGCACCCAAAUUAGAGCAGUUUCGUGAAGAAAUUGAUACUUUUGAAUCACUUUCGACUGAAAUUGAAGAUUUGGAAUUGGAACAUAUUUUCAAUGUUUGGUUGAAUUUAGAUAUACGACCAUUUAAACAAGCAUUGUUAAGUCUAGUACAAAAAUGGAUUUGGAUGUUCCAAGAACAUUUAGUAAACAAUGUUACAAACAGCUUAUGCAAUUUGGCAGAAUUUAUAUCAAAAGCCGAUUCUGGCUUACAACAACCGGUAGUUGAAGGUGAUUACACUGCAUUAGUAAGUGUAAUGGGAUACUUAUUAAAUGUCAAAGAAAUGCAAGAAAAAACGGAUGCAAUGUUCGAUCCAUUGGAAGAAACAAUUGAACUAUUGAAAUUCUAUGAUCAGGAUAUACCAGAAGAAGUGAAUGUUUUAUUACAGGAAUUACCUGAACAGUGGCAAAAUACAAAAAAGAUUGCAUUGAAUGUAAAACAACAUGUUGCACCAUUACAAGCAGCUGAAGUUAUAUGCAUUAGACGCAAAAUUGUGGAAUUUGAAGCACGGGUGGUAUAUUAUCGUGAAGUUUUUAAACGAUAUGAAUUCAUGAAGUUUACUUGUGAAAAUCCAUAUUAUUUAAUGAAUCGUACAAGUGGUGAUAUUGAUCGUUUUGAAAAAGAAAUGCGUGACAUACAACAAUCAGCGUCGCUGUUUGAAAUAACAGCACCAGAAUUCAAACUGUUAAAACAAUGUCGAAAAGAAUUAAAAAUGUUAAAGCAAUUAUGGGACUAUGCAUUUAUAGUACAUACAAGUGUUGAAAACUGGAAAACAACUCCAUGGCGUAAAAUUGAUGUUGAAAAUAUGGAUAUUGAAUGUAAAAAGUUUGCAAAAGACAUACGCUUAUUAGAUAAGGAAAUGAGAACAUGGGAUACAUUUAUUAAAUUAGAGUCUAAAGUUAAAAAUAUGUUAACAUCCUUGAAGGCUGUUGGUGAGUUGCAAAAUCCAGCUAUACGUGAACGUCAUUGGAUACAAUUAAUGAAAUCAACAAAGAAUUUAACUUCAUUGCCUCCAAAAUAUACAGUUGAAUUUAUAAUGGGAGAACAAACAACAUUAGCUGAUUUGCUGGCUUUAAAUUUACACGAAUGCGAAGAAGAUGUUAAAAAUAUUGUUGAUAAAGCUGUUAAAGAAAUGUCUAUGGAAAAAUACUUACGUGAAUUAAAUAUUACAUGGUCAACCAUGGCAUUUGAACAAGAAUUGCAUUUACGUACUGGAUGUACACUAUUACGAGCGAGUGAAGAAUUGAUUGAAACAUUAGAAGAAAAUCAAGUACAAUUACAAAAUUUAAUAACAUCAAAGUUUAUUGCCCAUUUCUUAACCGAGGUUUCCGAAUGGCAACAAAAAUUAUCAAUUGCCGAUCAAGUUAUUACUAUUUGGUUUGCUGUACAACGCACAUGGAUGCAUUUAGAAUCAAUAUUCAUGAGUUCGGAAGAUAUUCGUAAACAAUUGCCUGAAGAUUCUGAACGAUUUGAUAAUAUUGAUCGUGAAUUUAAGGUUUUAAUGAUAGAAAUGGCAAAAACUACAAACGUUGUUGAAGCUACAAACAAACCAGAUUUAAAAGACCAAUUAGAUGUUUUACAAAAAGGCUUGAUAUUAUGCGAGAAAGCAUUAGCAGAAUAUUUGGAAACAAAACGUUUGGCAUUCCCACGAUUCUACUUUAUAUCUUCAGCAGACUUGUUAGAUAUUUUAUCUAACGGAAAUCAACCAUUAUUAGUAGCUAGACAUUUAACAAAACUCUUCGACUCAAUUGCAAAACUUAAGUUUGUAGAAAGUGAAGAGAAUAAAGAUAGUCAAUUUGCCUUAGGAAUGAUUGCAAAAGAUGGUGAAUAUGUUGACUUUGACGUAAAAUGUGAUUGUUCGGGACCUGUUGAAGUUUGGUUAAAUAGAGUACAACAUUCAAUGCGUUCAUCAAUUCGUAACUAUUUUUCGGAAGCAGUUGUAGCAUAUGAAGAAAAACCUCGUGAUCAAUGGUUAUUUGAUUAUCCAGCUCAAAUUUCACUUUGUGGCACUCAAAUAUGGUGGAGUACAGAAGUGAAUUGUGCGUUUGCCCGUUUAGAAGAGGGCUAUGACAAUGCUAUACGAGAUUAUUAUAAGAAACAAAUAUCACAAUUGAGCACAUUAAUUUCAUUGUUACUUGGUGAACUAUCUAAACAAGAUCGACAAAAGAUUAUGACUAUUUGUACAAUUGAUGUACAUUCCAGAGAUGUUGUGAGUAAACUAAUAUCAGCGAAAGUUGAAUUUGCUUCAGCAUUUCAAUGGCAAUCCCAACUUCGUCAUCGUUGGGAUGAGAUUGAAAAAGAUUGCUUUGCAAAUAUCUGUGAUGCGCAAUUUGCUUACUCACAUGAAUAUCUAGGAAAUACUCCACGUUUGGUCAUCACGCCUCUGACAGAUCGUUGCUAUAUCACUUUAACGCAGUCGCUUCAUUUAAUAAUGGGUGGAGGACCAGCUGGGCCUGCUGGUACUGGUAAAACUGAGACUACAAAAGAUCUAGGAAGAGCACUUGGUAUUAUGGUAUAUGUAUUUAAUUGCUCUGAACAAAUGGAUUAUCAGUCAUGUGGAAAUAUAUAUAAAGGUUUAGCCCAGACUGGGGCAUGGGGUUGUUUUGAUGAGUUCAAUCGAAUUACAGUCGAAGUAUUGUCUGUGGUUGCUGUUCAAGUGAAAUCUGUACAAGAUGCAAUCAGAGACAAAAAGAAAAUAUUUAAUUUCAUGGGAGAGCAUAUUGCAUUAGUACCGUCUGUAGGAAUAUUUAUAACGAUGAAUCCUGGCUAUGCUGGUAGAACUGAAUUGCCAGAAAAUUUAAAAGCAUUAUUUAGACCAUGUGCAAUGGUUGUUCCAGAUUUUGAACUAAUUUGUGAGAUUAUGUUGGUAGCAGAGGGCUUUCAAGAAGCUAGAAUUCUAGCCAGAAAAUUUAUUACAUUAUACACACUUUGCAAGGAACUUCUAUCAAAGCAAGACCAUUACGAUUGGGGUUUACGUGCAAUAAAAUCUGUUUUAGUGGUUGCUGGGUCGCUAAAGAGAGGUGACCACGAACGGCCUGAAGAAGAGGUAUUAAUGCGAGCCUUACGCGAUUUUAACAUACCGAAAAUAGUAACUGAUGAUAUGCUGGUAUUUAUGGGUUUAAUUGGUGAUUUAUUUCCAGCAUUAGAGGUGCCUAGAAAACGCGAUUUGGAUUUUGAAAAAACCGUGAAACAGGCCACUAUCGAUUUAUUAUUACAACCCGAAGACAACUUUAUUUUAAAAGUUGUACAGUUAGAAGAACUUUUAGAAGUAAGGCAUUCGGUUUUUAUUGUUGGUAGUGCUGGCACCGGUAAAACAGAAGUAUGGAAAGUAUUAUUCAAAACUUAUCAAAAUUUACGUAGAAAGCCUGUGUUUAAUGAUUUAAAUCCAAAAGCGGUAACGAACGAUGAAUUGUUUGGAAUCAUUAAUCCUGCAACUCGCGAAUGGAAAGAUGGUUUACUGUCAGUAUUGAUGAGAGAUCAAAGUAACUUAAGUGGCGAUAGUCCAAAAUGGAUUAUUUUAGAUGGUGACAUAGAUCCAAUGUGGAUUGAGUCAUUGAAUACAGUUAUGGAUGAUAAUAAAGUAUUAACUUUAGCUAGUAAUGAGAGAAUAGCACUUACAUCAGCCAUGCGAUUAAUUUUUGAAAUUUCAAAUUUACGAACUGCAACUCCUGCUACUGUUUCGCGUGCAGGCAUUCUGUAUAUUAAUCCUCAAGAUCUCGGAUGGAAUCCAUUUGUUACAAGUUGGGUUGAAACACGUACAAAUCAACAUGAAAAAUCAAAUUUGGUAAUGUUAUUUGAUAAAUAUAUUCCUGCAUGUCUUGAAGCAAUUCGAACGCGUUUUAAAAAAAUAACGCCAAUUGCAGAAAUGGCACAUGUUCACAUGCUGUGCCAUUUAUUAGAAUGUUUACUUACCGAUGAAAAUACUCCAGGCGAUUGUUCGAAGGAUUGGUACGAGUUGUAUUUCGUAUUUGCUUGUGUGUGGGCAUUUGGUUCGGCAAUGUUCCAAGAACAGUCUGUAGAUUAUCGCGUUGAAUAUACCAAAUGGUGGAUAAAUGAAUUUAAAUCUGUUAAAUUUCCAUCCGAAGGGACAGUUUUUGACUAUUAUAUAGAUACCGAAACGAAAGCAUUCACACCAUGGACAGAAAAAUUACCUAAAUUUGAAUUAGAUUCUGAUAUGCCUUUACAAGCCGUAUUAGUUCAUACUUCCGAAUCAAUACGUAUCCGUUACUUUUUGGAUUUACUUAUGGAGAAGAAACAUCCAGUUAUGUUAGUUGGUAUAGCUGGUUGUGGAAAAACGGUUUUAGUUAAUGAAAAAUUAAACAAUUUAUCUGAAAAUUAUGCUGUCUCAAAUAUACCUUUUAAUUUUUACACAACAUCAGAAAUGUUACAAAAGAUAAUGGAAAAAAGUUUGGAAAAGAAAGCUGGUCGAAAUUAUGGUCCACCUGGGAAUAAAAGUUUGAUAUAUUUUAUAGAUGAUAUGAAUAUGCCAGAAGUUGAUUAUUAUGGAACCGUACAACCACAUACAAUAAUUCGUCAGCAUUUAGAUUAUUCUCACUGGUAUGAUCGAAAUAAAUUAUCAUUAAAAGACAUUCAUAACUGUCAAUAUGUAUCGUGUAUGAAUCCAACUUCUGGCUCUUUCACCAUCAAUCCACGUUUACAACGGCAUUUUAGUGUAUUUGCAGUUAGUUUUCCAGGAUCGGAUUCAUUAAGUCUUAUAUAUCAUUCAAUAUUAUCACAACAUUUCAUAAAUGCCGAACAACGUUUUGCACAUAUUGUCACAAAAUUAAGUCUAAAUGUUGUCCAAGCUUCACUUGGUCUACAUACUAAAGUUUCUACGAUAUAUCUUCCGACAUCAAUUAAGUUUCACUAUGUUUUUAACUUAAGAGAUUUAUCGAAUAUAUUUCAGGGUCUACUUUUCAGUACGAAUGAAUGUUUGACAAAUCCAAGUGACAUGGUUCGACUAUGGCUACAUGAAACUCAACGAGUUUAUGGUGAUAAAUUUACAGAUGAGAAAGAUAUAGAUAAUUUCUUGAAAAUGCAAACUGAUAUUGUUAAAAAAAGUUUUGAUGAAUUGGAUGAAGGAGUGAUAUUUGAAAAACCCAAUAUAUAUUGUCAUUUUGCUGGAGGUAUUGGUGAACCGAAAUAUAUGCCAAUUACAAAAUGGGAAACAUUGAAUAAAUUAUUGCAAGAAGCAUUAAUAAGUUAUAAUGAUUUAGUUGCAGCUAUGAAUUUAGUACUAUUUGAAGAUGCAAUGAUGCAUAUUUGCCGAAUAAAUCGAAUUUUGGAAUCGCCAAGAGGUAGUGCUCUAUUAGUUGGAGUUGGAGGUAGUGGAAAACAGUCAUUAUCUCGAGUAGCAGCAUUUAUUUCUAGUUUGGAAGUAUUCCAAAUACAAUUGAAAAAGGGAUAUGGUGUAAAUGAUUUAAAACAUGAAUUAAAUGGAUUAUAUUUGAAAUCAGGUUUAAAGAAUGUUGGAAUUAUGUUUUUAAUGACCGAUGCGCAAGUUCCAAACGAACAAUUUUUAGUAUUAAUUAAUGACAUGUUAUCAACUGGUGAGGUUUCAGACAUGUUUCCAGACGAUGAAGUCGAAAAUAUUAUUGCAGGCGUACGCAAUGAAGUUAAGAGUGCUGGUUUGGUAGAUACCCGAGAGAUAUGCUGGAAAUUUUUUAUUGACCGUGUUCGUAGUCAAUUAAAAGUUGUCUUAUGUUUUUCACCAGUGGGAUCCACUUUAAGAGUACGUUCGCGGAAAUUUCCAGCAAUUAUAAAUUGUACUUCAAUAAAUUGGUUCCAUGAGUGGCCGCAAGAGGCUUUGAUUUCGGUUGCAACACAAUUUUUAACUAAUUUAGAAGAGCUACCGGAUCCUCUUAGGGAGUCUAUAGCUCGUUUUAUGGCCUUUGCUCACACUUCAGUUAAUACCAUGUCAAAACAAUAUUUGCAAAGUGAACGGCGUUAUAAUUAUACCACCCCCAAAUCAUAUCUCGAACAAAUUAGUUUGUAUGCUAAAUUAUUAAAACAAAAAGCGUCUGACUUACAAGGAAAAAUUUUACGAUUAGAAAACGGUUUAGAGAAAUUACGUUCAACAGCUUCUCAAGUUGAUGAUCUAAAAGAAAAAUUAGCUGUUCAAGAAGUUGAAUUGCAAAAGAAAAAUGAAGCAGCUGAUGCUUUAAUUGAAAUUGUUGGCGUUGAAACCGAAAAAGUUCAGUCUGAAAAAGCUUUAGCCGACGAAGAAGAGGAUAAAGUUGGGAUAAUUGCCGAAGAAGUAAGCAAAAAGCAGAAAGAUUGUGAAGCAGAUUUAGUUAAAGCAGAACCAGCGUUAUUUGCCGCUCAAGAGGCUUUGAAUACAUUGAAUAAGGGAAAUCUAACAGAAUUAAAAUCAUUUGGUUCUCCACCAGGAGCUGUUACUAAUGUUACAUCUGCUGUUAUGGUAUUAUUAGCUCCGGCUGGUAAAAUUCCAAAAGACCGAAGCUGGAAAGCAGCCAAAGUUGUCAUGGCUAAGGUUGAUGUAUUUUUGGACGCCCUUAUUAAUUACGACAAGGAAAAUAUCCAUCCAGAAAUUAUAAAAGCAAUCCAACCAUAUUUAAAAGAUCCAGAAUUUCAACCGGAUUUUGUAAGAACAAAAUCUGGGGCGGCUGCUGGUUUAUGUGCUUGGGUUAUUAAUAUUAUACGAUUUUAUGAAGUGUUUUGUGAUGUAGAACCUAAAAGGAAAGCGUUGCACGCUGCAAAUAUGGAGUUAGCUGCAGCUCAAGAUAAGUUAGCUGGCAUAAAACGAAAAGUGGCUUCUCUGGAAGAACAACUCUCAAAACUUACAGCUGAUUUCGAAAAAGCAACCACAGAAAAGAUGUUAUGUCAACAAGAGGCUGAUGCUACAACGGCAACUAUUCAAUUAGCUAAUAGAUUAGUUGGAGGUUUAGCUAGUGAAAAUGUUCGUUGGGCUGAAGCUGUUAACAAUUAUAAUCAACAAGGAAAGACUCUUCCAGGUGAUGUUUUACUAGUUACUGCAUUCAUUUCGUAUGUGGGUUGUUUUACUAAACAAUAUCGACUUGAUUUACAAAUUAAAAUGUGGCUUCCAAAUAUAAAAACUGCUGAUCCACCAGUUCCAAUUACAGAAGAUCUGGAUCCAUUAUGUUUACUGACAGAUGAAACUACUAUUGCAAUGUGGCAAAAUGAAGGUUUACCAAGUGAUCGAAUGUCCACUGAAAAUGCUACGAUUUUAACAAAUUCUGAUCGUUGGCCUUUAAUGAUAGAUCCUCAGCUUCAAGGUGUGAAAUGGAUUAAACAAAAAUAUGGAGAAGAAUUGAAAGUUAUUCGGCUUGGACAAAAAGGUUACUUAGAUACAAUUGAGAAAGCCAUUACAAGUGGGAAAACUGUACUAAUAGAAAAUAUCGAUGAAAAUGUUGAUCCUGUAUUAGAUUCGUUAUUAGGAAGAUAUUUAAUUAAAAAGGGAAAGGCAAUAAAAAUUGGUGACAAAGAAAUUGAAUAUAAUUCCAAUUUUCGAUUAAUAUUACAAACGAAACUAGCAAAUCCACAUUACAAACCUGAAAUGCAAGCUCAAACAACUCUGAUAAAUUUUACGGUAACUCGUGAUGGUCUCGAAGAUCAGUUAUUGGCUGAAGUAGUAAAAGCUGAACGUCCAGAUUUAGAAGAGUUAAAAGCAGAAUUAACUGUUCAACAAAAUAAAUUUAAGAUAAUGUUAAAAACUUUAGAAGAUGAUUUAUUGUCACGAUUGAGUUCAGCCGGUAGUAAUUUACUAGGCGAUACUGCAUUAGUUGAAAAUUUAGAAACUACAAAACGAACUGCAGCUGAAAUUGAAGAAAAAGUUAUAGAAGCAAAAGCUACAUCGUUAAAAAUUGAUCAAACUCGUGAAAAUUAUCGACCAGCCGCUGCCAGGGCUAGUCUGUUAUAUUUUAUUUUGAAUGAUUUAAAUUCAAUUAAUCCGAUUUAUGUGUUUUCAUUAAAAGCUUUUAGUGUAGUUUUUCAAAAAGCAAUUGCAAAAGCAAUACCUGCCGAAGCUGUAACUGAACGGAUAGCAAAUCUUACUGAUUGCAUAACGUAUUCUGUGUUUCAAUAUACUACCCGUGGACUGUUUGAAUGCGACAAAUUAAUAUUUUCUACACAGAUGACAUUUCAGAUUCUAUUGAUGAAUGAAGAAAUUGCAGGGCCGGAUUUAGAUUUUCUUUUACGUUUUCCAAUUAAACCGCACGUAACAUCACCCGUAGAUUUUCUUUCAAAUACUAGCUGGGGUGGUAUUUGUAGUCUAUCGAGUAAAGAUGAUUUUCGUAAUUUAGAUCGUGAUAUUGAAACAUCAUCUAAGCGGUGGAAAAAACUUAUUGAAUCUGAAUGUCCAGAACGUGAAAAAUUACCCACUGAAUGGAAAAAUAAAACUGCUAUUCAGCGUUUAUGCAUGAUGCGUGCAUUACGUCCAGAUCGCAUGACUCAUGCUAUUGCAGCUUUUAUUGAAGAAAAAUUAGGUGCUAAAUAUGUUGACUUUCGUACUUUGGAAUUUGCUAAGUCGUAUGAAGAAACCAGUCCAUCAACUCCAAUAUUUUUUAUUCUAUCACCUGGAGUAAAUCCUUUAAAAGAUGUUGAAACUUUAGGUCGGAAAUUGGACUUUACUUUAGAUUUAGGAAAUUUCCAUAAUGUAUCUUUGGGUCAAGGCCAAGAAGUGAUUGCUGAAGGUGCUAUGGAUACAGCAUCAGUGAAUGGACAUUGGGUUAUUUUACAAAACAUACAUUUGGUUAAAAAAUGGCUACCAAAUUUAGAGAAGAAAUUAGAGCACUAUGCAGAAAUUUCUCAUGAAAAUUAUCGAGUAUUUAUGAGUGCAGAACCCGCAAGCAAACCAACAGCACACAUUAUCCCACAGGGAAUUUUAGAAUCAUCUAUUAAAAUAACUAACGAACCACCAACAGGAAUGCAAGCUAAUUUGCAUAAAGCCUUAGACAAUUUUAAUCAGGAAACUCUCGAACAAUGUACAAAAGAAGCUGAAUUUAAGGUUAUAUUAUUCGCUCUAUGCUAUUUUCAUGCAGUUGUUGCUGAGCGUCGGAAAUUCGGCCCUCAAGGAUGGAAUAAGAUUUACCCGUUUAACGUAGGAGAUUUAAAUAUAAGUGUUUCUGUUACCUUCAACUAUUUGGAAGCGAACACUAAAGUACCAUGGGAAGACUUAAGAUACCUGUUUGGUGAAAUUAUGUAUGGUGGUCAUAUUACAGACGACUGGGAUCGUCGUUUAUGUAUUUCGUAUUUAGAAGAACUUAUGCGUCAAGAUCUGGUUGAUGGUGAAUUACAGUUAGCUCCAGGCUUUCCAGCACCCCCAAAUACAGAUUAUGUUGGAUUUCAUUGUUAUAUCGAUGAAGCUAUGCCUCCGGAAUCGCCUAUAUUAUACGGAUUACAUCCAAAUGCAGAAAUAGGUUUUCUCACAACUACAUCUGAGAAUUUAUUCCGUACAGUAUUUGAAAUGCAACCACGUGAUGCUUCUGCUGGUGCUGGCGCAACAAUCACCAGAGAAGAUAAGGUGAAACAAAUAUUAGAUGAAAUAAUUGAAAAACUGCCAGAUGAAUUCAAUAUGGCAGAAAUAAUGGCUAAAGUAGAAGAACGUACUCCUUACGUGAUUGUUUCAUUCCAAGAGUGUGAACGAAUGAAUUAUUUAACGAACGAAAUAAAACGAUCUUUAAAAGAGUUAGAUUUAGGAUUAAAGGGAGAAUUAACAAUUACGUCAGACAUGGAAGAUUUACAAAACGCAUUAUUUUUGGAUCAAGUACCCCCUGUGUGGUCUUCAAGAGCAUAUCCAUCUUUGCUCGGGCUAACUUCAUGGUUCGCUGAUUUAUUACUCCGUAUUCGUGAAUUAGAAACAUGGACAACUGAUUUCGUACUUCCAGCAUCAGUUUGGUUAGCCGGAUUUUUUAAUCCUCAAUCUUUGUUGACGGCUAUAAUGCAAAGUACGGCUCGUAGAUUUGAACUGCCAUUAGAUAAAAUGUGUUUACAAUGUGAUGUGACCAAAAAACAAAAGGAGGAAUUCACCACGGCUCCUCGAGAUGGUGCUUAUAUUCAUGGAUUAUUUAUGGAGGGUGCACGUUGGGAUAUAAAUACUGGAGUAAUUGCUGAAUCUCGGUUAAAGGAUUUGUUUCCUGCUAUGCCUGUGAUGAACAUUAGAGCAAUAACACAAGAUAAGCAAGAGUUACGAAGCAUGUAUGAAUGUCCUGUUUACAAAACGCGUCAACGUGGACCAACGUAUGUAUGGACGUUCAACCUUAAAACAAAAGAUAAACCUUCAAAAUGGACAUUAGCCGGGGUAGCAUUACUUCUGCAAGCUUAAUGUAGUUCUAACAUAAAUUACUUUACCUUACCAUUAUUAAAUAGUUUUAGCGUAAAUUACUUUGCCAUGACAUAUAUAUUUAAAAAAUAUAUACUUAGUAGCCGUUAAUUUAUAAAGAAACACUACCACAGAAUAUUCCUAAUUGCCUUCUUGACCCCCCUUUCCAUAACACCAAAUAAGCUUUCAGUCUGAACUCGGCCUUCGGCAUCAGUGCUCAUACAUAGCUCAAAAUAUGGCAUGGCCAAUAUUAUGGAAUUUGGUAGAGCAUAAAGAAAGAUCAAAGACGAAAGAAGGAGGUCAAAGACAGAGAAAAUUAAGGAGCUCGCAAUGUGGUAUUUAGUCCCGCCUAUUUACAACCUCUUUUGGUAUUCUGAAGAAAAGGCGGGAAUAUUAAUUAGUUAAUGUUGUUAUUAGAAAAGAUUG
Molecule: messenger RNA, 13833 nt
Organism: Chrysoperla carnea
Lineage: Eukaryota; Metazoa; Arthropoda; Insecta; Neuroptera; Chrysopidae
Gene: Dhc93AB
Product: dynein beta chain, ciliary
Exons: 47
Coding region: 1-13410 (4469 amino acids)
Biological process (GO): microtubule-based movement
Cellular component (GO): dynein complex
Molecular function (GO): dynein light intermediate chain binding; minus-end-directed microtubule motor activity; dynein intermediate chain binding
Source: RefSeq, a predicted model, not a curated record